Messenger RNA from Phacochoerus africanus (Common warthog), 5582 nucleotides. It is a transcript of the gene MEGF11, whose product is annotated as multiple EGF like domains 11. Gene Ontology annotation, molecular function: scavenger receptor activity. The transcript is spliced from 15 exons. NCBI's taxonomy places the organism in Eukaryota, Metazoa, Chordata, Mammalia, Artiodactyla, Suidae. The record is from RefSeq and is a predicted model, not a curated record. The coding region runs from base 98 to 2212 and encodes 704 amino acids.
GCCCUGCCCACCAGGGACGUUUGGCCAGAACUGCAGCCAGGACUGUCCUUGCCACCACGGAGGGCAGUGUGACCAUGUGACCGGGCAGUGCCACUGCAUGGCUGGAUACAUGGGGGACAGGUGCCAAGAGGAAUGCCCCUUCGGGACCUUCGGCUUCCAGUGCUCCCAGCGCUGUGACUGCCACAACGGGGGCCAGUGUUCUCCCACCACUGGCGCCUGUGAGUGUGAGCCUGGCUACAAAGGCCCUCGCUGCCAGGAGCGGCUGUGCCCUGAGGGCCUGCAUGGCCCAGGCUGCACCUCGCCCUGCCCCUGCGAUGCCGACAAGACCAUCAGCUGCCACCCAGUAACUGGAGCUUGCAUCUGCCAGCCGGGGUGGUCUGGCCGCCACUGCAAUGAGUCCUGUCCUGCAGGCUACUAUGGCGAUGGCUGCCAGCUGCCUUGCACCUGUCAGAAUGGCGCCGACUGCCACAGCAUCACUGGGAGCUGCACAUGUGCCCCAGGCUUCAUGGGGGAGGUCUGUGCUGUCCCUUGUGCUGCAGGGACCUACGGCCCCAACUGCUCCUCGGUCUGCAGCUGUAACAACGAUGGCACCUGCUCCCCAGUAGAUGGCUCCUGCACCUGCAAAGAGGGAUGGCAGGGCCUCGACUGCACCCUGCCAUGUCCCAGUGGGAUGUGGGGCCUGAACUGCAAUGAGAGCUGCACCUGUGCCAAUGGGGCAGCCUGCAGCCCUGUUGAUGGUUCCUGCUCCUGCACGCCCGGCUGGCUGGGGGACACCUGCGAACUGCCCUGCCCGGAUGGCACAUUUGGGCUGAACUGCAGUGAGCGCUGUGACUGCAGCCACGCUGAUGGUUGUGACCCUAUCACAGGCCACUGCUGCUGUUUGGCCGGAUGGACAGGCAUCCACUGUGACAGCACAUGUCCGCCUGGUCGCUGGGGCCCCAACUGCUCUGUGUCCUGCAGCUGCGAAAAUGGUGGUUCCUGCUCCCCAGAGGAUGGGAGCUGUGAGUGUGCUCCGGGCUUCCGAGGACCCUUAUGCCAAAGAAUCUGCGCCCCUGGGUUCUAUGGCCACGGCUGCGCCCAGCCAUGUCCCCUCUGUGUGCACAGCAGUGGACCCUGCCAUCACAUAAGCGGCAUCUGCGAGUGCCUCCCCGGAUUCUCUGGAGCCCUCUGCAACCAAGUGUGUGCUGGAGGGCACUUUGGACAGGACUGUGCCCAGCGCUGCUCCUGUGCCAACAACGGGACCUGCAGCCCCAUUGAUGGCUCCUGCCAGUGUUUCCCCGGAUGGAUUGGCAAGGAUUGCUCACAGGCUUGCCCAGCUGGGUUCUGGGGCCCCGCCUGCUUCCACACAUGCAGCUGCCACAACGGGGCGAGCUGUAGCGCCGAGGAUGGGGCCUGCCACUGCACCCCCGGCUGGACCGGACUCUUCUGCACUCAGCGCUGCCCAGCAGCAUUUUAUGGGAAGGACUGUGGGCGUGUGUGCCAGUGUCAGAAUGGCGCCAGCUGUGACCACAUCAGCGGCAAGUGCACCUGCCGCACGGGCUUCACGGGGCGACACUGUGAGCAGAGAUGUGCUCCAGGAACCUUUGGCUAUGGGUGUCAGCAGCUAUGUGAGUGCAUGAACAAUGCUACCUGUGACCACGUCACAGGCACCUGUUAUUGCAGCUCUGGAUUCAAAGGGAUCAGGUGUGACCAAGCUGCCCUCAUGAUGGAGGAGCUGAAUCCCUACACCAAGAUCAGCCCAGCACUGGGUGCAGAACGGCACUCGGUGGGUGCUGUCACAGGCAUCGUCCUCCUGCUGUUCCUCAUUGUGGUGCUGCUGGGUCUGUUUGCCUGGCGCCGGCGGCGACAGAAAGAGAAGGGCCGAGACCUGGCUCCCCGCGUCUCCUAUACACCUGCCAUGAGGAUGACCAGCACUGACUACUCCCUUUCAGGUGCUUGUGGAAUGGAUAGACGUCAGAACACAUACAUUAUGGACAAAGGCUUCAAAGAUUACAUGAAAGAAUCCGUGUGCAGUUCUAGCACUUGUUCUUUGAAUAGCAGUGAAAACCCUUACGCCACAAUUAAGGACCCACCUAUCCUCACCUGCAAGCUUCCAGAAAGCAGCUAUGUAGAAAUGAAAUCGCCUGUGCACAGGGGGUCUCCAUACACAGAUGUGCCAUCCUUGUCAACAUCUAAUAAAAAUAUAUAUGAAGUUGGUAGGUGUCUCAAAUAAGUAACUUAGUAAAAUCAGGGCACUAGUACAGCAUCUAAAGUAAAAACAAGCCCUCCCCCUGUCUUGAAAAUACCUCCUUCUGUUGUUGCUUUUUAAGGAAUCCAAAGUGAACUGUCUUUCCCCGGACUGCCCUCCUCUCUCCUACAGGAAAUAAAAUUUUUGUGCCAACUCUGCUUUAAAAAAAAAAAAAAAAAAACACUAAAACUACUAUGAAGCAGAAAUAUGGGGGGUAGGGAGUCAGUACACAAACACAUACACUCUGACUGAUUGUUGAUACAAAUUCCUGUUUAAAAAGAAAACAAUCAGAAUAGAUGUUUGCAAAUUUCUAAAUCACCUUCUACUUUCUCCCAGUUUAAACCAUCUCCCCUAUUUUUAGGAUAUUCUAAGUCCUUAAGUUUUGACCAGAGUUUGGGACUGAUAGCACGCUCACUUCGGUUCUCCAUCCCUUAAACAAGACUCAGUCCUAAACCUCAUGCAUUUGUCAUAGAUUUAUAAAUCCCCGGCUUCUCAUCCCACCAAGUUAAGUAGAACUGUGUUCUCCACAACAAGGCAACCAAAGCUAAUCUGUUCUCUGAACUCAUUUUUCACUAUAUUCCUUAGAGCCCACAGUCAGUGUGGUCCAAGAAGGCCGUGGUUGUAACUCCAGCUAUAUCCAGAAUCCAUACGACCUACCUAGGAACAGCCAUAUUCCUGGUCAUUAUGACCUCCUCCCAGUAAGACAGAGCCCUGCCAAUGGGCCCUCCCAGGACAAGCAGUCUUAAGAGGGAGAAGCCUCUCUCUUGCUAUGUACUCUGCUGAAUAUUCUCUGACUCUCUGAAAGAAGACAAUCCUUUGACUUGAAAUAAUGGUCCAGACUGACUCCAGCUGCGUGUUAGUCAUAACGUUCACCUGGAACUAAAGAAGAGCUUCCAAAAGGGACUGGAGUAAUUGUUCAAAAGGUCCUUCACAAAGGCAAAUUCUACUACUCACCCACCCCCAACCCCAAAUGCCCUGGAGUAUAUGAGUCUUUUAAAACAUUUAAGAUAUAGCUACUCAUCAACAUCAGCUUGUAUGUAUUUAUAAGUUAAAAUCAUCUGAAAUUGAUGCUUAGAAAGCAUGUAGCAUAGGUUUUACCAAACUUUCCUAGGGGUAAUGGGGACUGGGGAAGAGACAGGAUUAUUUUAAAACAUCUGAAAUACAUAUGUUCUUUUGGUUCCUGUUACCAUCAACAUGUUUCAUUUCUUAAGACAAUUAGUAGAUGGACACAAACUGUGCCAAUAUCAAUCCUAAAGUACCUGUACAUAUAUGCCAGGUCAAAUUAUAACAGCCAGGAUUACAGAGUUUAGGAUAUAGUCUAACACUGACAACUUCUAUUUUUUUAAAUAAGACUUUAAUAAAUACAAACUAACUUUCCCUCUUCUGCCCCUGGUAGUAGGAGGAAAAACAGUUUCCAAAGUACAGCAGCCUCUUGCAGUCUAAAAGAAAGAUUUUUAGCCUGGCUUUACCAGAUCUUGCCAAUUCAAAGUUUAAAAACAUUGCAAGUCAGUCCUGGCCUUGUCAUUAUCUCCUUAGUCCAUCCAACACCUGAGUCAUUCCAUGUGAAAGAGAACUCUGGGAUGAUGCUUAAGCAAGCAGUCACAGACUGUUAUGAAUUCAAUAUUCCUAAAAACAUUCUUUGGCCUCCCAAAUUUAUUUGGUUGGCAUUCCUUGACUCAGAAGAGUACUUGCUUUCAAGCAUUUCUUCAUAAGUCUUGAGCUUGAUAUAGUAUGAAGCCUAAAAGUGUAGUGCAAAGUAGACAAAAGUGGAUAUAGGAAGUUUAAGUUGUGUAAAGUACAUUAUGCUUUUUGAUGGCACUAAAUGAAAUGAUCAAAGAAAGAAUGGAUGGUAAUCAAUUGCUGUAACAUGAUGUAAAAACUUAGCAUAUAAGUAGAUGAAAUAUUUCUACCUUCUGACCACCACCUACUGAGAUGGACAAAAAUGUAUUACAAGGAGCUAAUCUCCAAAUAACCAGUAUUCAGAUGUAUCUACAUCUUCCACUACAAAUGAAUAUAAGCUAAGGGGCUCAGAUUAGUUAAAAUGGAGCCACUCUCAAGCUCUCAAGAGGGCCUCCUCAGAAGAAUUAAAGAUCAAAAGGGCAAACCAGGGAAACUAAUGGCCACCCCAUAUACCACUCCAUUCUCUGAGUAACAGUCUAGCCAGUAAAAAAUACUUCCAAAAAGGUAUACAGAAGAGGAACUAAAUGACUGUAAAUGACUGCAAAGCUGGAACAGCUGCUACAGGAAGUGUGGGAGUUUUGAAGCCCUUGGUACACAUUGGAAGUCUGCCAUGGAACCCAUUAGUUAGGGCAAUAGCCAGCAAAAAUGAGAAAAUAAAUAAACGAGUAAAUCCCCCCUCUCCCGAUUCACUCAAGGCUUAAGCAAAUUUUAUUGUUAAAAUAUAAUACUUACAUGAAUGCUGCAUGUGUGCAUGGGAACAAGUGAUCAGCAGUAGCAAAUUUACUUUCCCAAAAAGCCUUAUUAAAAUAUAAAUAUUAGAAAACUACUUCAUAGGCCCAAGUGAAUAUUUCUCAUACCUAUGUAGAAAGAAAUAUAGAUAAGAGACUUACCUCAGUAUUUCAGGACAGCAAGUGCUCACUUCGUCAAGUAAGGAUCAAGAAGCAUGGUGAAGUCAGAUCAGCAGGAGAAACUUCAUCUUACUUCCAGAUUUUAUCUUCUUCCCUUACCCUGCAUGUACGGUAACUGCUGCCUGGCAAACUACAAAUAGCAGCAUCACUCAAGUUUCACCUCUUUUUUGCCAACUAUCUUCUGGACAAAAUUCAGCAAGAGGUGGCAUGAUGGAAUUGAUGGGUCAAGAGUGUUACUUGCCCUCUCUGGAUUCCUUUUUUCCCCAUGUGUUAAAAAAAAAAAAAAAAAAAAGGAAGAGGCAGAGAGGGUUAACAACCCUUCAACUCUAGCAUUCUAUGAUUUCUAAUAAAAUGUAAUACAGCUCAGAUCAGGCAAUACAGUGGAGAAGGGGAAGGCAGAGAGUGUGAUUAAUUUAGUGUGACAAUGGCUGCCUUCACAUAUCUAAGAGUUACUGGUAAAAGACAUUUCAAUCUAACAGAGCAACUAUCAGGAACUUCUGUUUAGCACUGACACAAACAGGUCUAUAGUCAACCUAAACAUGUGCACUGUGCAUUUUAUUGGCAACUUGGAAAGAUCUGUUCAAUUAUUUUUACAGAAAUUAAGUUUUCACUCAAAGUGAUGUACAUACAACUCAAAUGAAUAAGGAAUACACAAUUGUACAAUAGCGUAAGUGCAACUAUGAAAUGGCAAUACUUUUUUAAGCAACCCAGAUUUGUAAUAUAUUUGUUCACUGUGCAGAGGGAUCAUUCCUUGUACAAAAUAAAAU